AUGUUCCUUCGGAAAUUCUGGAAUCAAUGGACUUUGGAGGAAAAUGCACGUCGUAUGACAAUAACUGUAUUGCCUUCGGGUACCAAAAAAGUUCAUUUAAAAGAGCCCAACGAGUUAGCCGAAUUAUAUCCGGAUCGUGCAAAUGAUAAAGGUUUGUUUUGAUUUUUUUUUGUUGAAAACAUAAACCAGAUUAAAAUUGUACACAUUUUUUAUUAUUUGAUAAAUACAUGUCUAUCUAGCUAAAAAAUCUAUAAAAAAAAUCAGAGGGACUAACACUUUCUAACUAACUCAUGUAUUUCUCCACGUUUUUCUUGCCUUUUUUUGGCUCAAGAAUAUGUGCUCUCAAAUUGAUAAAUGACUGUGUGUGUGUGUAUCCUUAUAUAUCCUCUCCCCCUCUUUUUCUCUUUAUUUUUGUUUAGUUUGGUGAAGAAGACAAAAAAUUGUGGCGUGGCGGUGUAAAAGAGGAAAAAGGCCAAACAACUUUUUUUUCGGCUCAAAAAAUUUUGGAAUUUAGGGAAAAUUCUAAUGGUGACCUGAAGUGGGAAAACUUGAUGGAAGAGGAAAUGUGAAAUGACAAGGUUCUGAAAAAUCUGGAAAUGGGGAAUUUAUAAAUUUUUCGAGUCCAGGUUCUGUAAUCCAAGUAUUUUGACUGAAGAAACUUCCCCGUUUUUGACAUCAAAAUCUAUUUCAAAAUUUUUUGUAAAAGCUGGAAAUUGAAAAAAAAAACACAUCCAGAAAAAGUUUUCGUAUUCUCAUCAAAGUUCAGAUUUAUAAAAUUACCUCGAAAUGGAAAAUUCUGAACGUUCUCAUGUUUCAUAAUUAAUUUUGAAUGAAUACUAUGAUGCUUUAAAAGUUUCUUCAUUUUUGCCAAUUUUCAAAGUUCAAUGAACGAUUUGAAAAUGAGAGUUGUCAUAUUUUUUGUUGAAAUCUAGAUUUUUGAGACCCGAUCACAUAGCUUUCAAAAUCAAAUUUCCAAUUCUCACAGAUCCACAAAAACAAUAACAUCAAAUCUUUUCCCAUGUUUUCUUCUAAAUAUAUAUGUAUACAUCAUAAAUGAAUCUAAAAAACCCUAUAAAAACUGCAUUAGCAUCUCUGAUUAAUGCACAUAAAACCUUCUUCAUUAUGGUCUCCUCAUUUUUCAUCAAAUCUCACUAUACUUUUUAGUAGAUCAAAAACAUUUAUUUCAAUCAUUCAGUUUUUCACUUACACCUAAUUCAUCAAACAAAUAUUUUGUCAAACAACUGUUUCAUUGUGGGUUGAAAUGAGUUCUAAUUUUAUAUAUUUUAUGAGGGAUUUUCAGAAAAACAGGAAAAACUAUUAAUUUUUACUGCUUAUAAAACUCAUUUCUUUUGAAAAUUGUUUUCAAUAAAUAAUGAUGACAGCAAAAGUUGACUUCUUUUUUCAUUAUUUUUUUUUUCACAUUGGCAAAAAAAAUCCAUCUACCCAAUGUGAGAUGAACCCAAAUUUCAUAAAUUUUUCAAUAGGAGUCAGUUUUAAUUAGGUCCAUCCCUUUUCAACUACCCGAAUCGGCCACUUCCUUUUUCUUAUAUGUUUCUUUUCUCAUUUUUUUGCCAGUUGGCCUUUUUUUGUUGUAAGCUACAUGUAGUUAGUUAUUUCAUAAAUGAGGUUGUUGUAUAACUAAUAUAUCAAAUAUGAAGGAAAAUGUAGAUUAAUCAAAAAUAUUUUCAUAUUUGUGUGUUUUUAAGGCUUGCAACUCAAAAUAUUGCACACCCAAAAAUAUGUAUUUAUGUGUAUAUAAUUUAGUUUUGAAAACGAAAAAAAACAGAACGACACCACUAACUAGACCCAGUUGAAACAGACUCCUUUUUCCUUUUGCGUUUUUUUUAGAAUAUUAUUUUCUACAUCAAACAUAAAUAAAUCUUGCUCCACAAUAGAUUUAUUUUCUUAUCCAAGUUCCUGUUCUUUUAUUUAGUUUGUUUUGUCUGAAAAUUAAUUCACAUAAGAUCUAAUUUUAGAUAUCUUUCCUUUUCCCAAAGAAUUUUCUAACAAAAAAGGUCCCUUGUCACCAAAACUAUUUGAGCUCAAAAAAAGCCGCCGAAAAUUGUUUUUUCUCAUUUUUUUUUGAAAAAUAUUAUAUUCUUUGAAGCUUUGACAAUAUGUUGCGAUGAUAUUUUCGCAAGCAUUUCGUAACGAACAAUUCAGUCCAGCUGUUGCGCUUUUUAGCGCAGCAGGUCUUAUUAAAACUACUGCUGGAAUAAAAGAGGACGAAGCGAAGAAUGAUGAACAGAAGAAAGGUUUGUUUGAAGUUUAUUCUAAUUUUUUGGAUGGUGCCAGGAAAAUCCUGAUGGAAAAAUACCAAAAUUAAAAUUUGUGAUUUUCUCUAUUUUCUCUCAACAAUCUUCCCUUUCUUUAAAAAUGUAGCUUCUUAUGCUUGAAAUAUUCAAGAAAAUCUGAAAUUAAAUUAGGUUUUUUUUUUCAUGCAAUGUUUUUUAAUUCAUAAAAAUUUCAUAGGAUCUUUCGGUUUUGGAGCAUUCAACUGACAACCUAGUAUUUUUCAGAAAGUGGAAGAUUAAGUUAA
This is a messenger RNA of Caenorhabditis angaria, 2539 nucleotides long. Lineage: Eukaryota; Metazoa; Nematoda; Chromadorea; Rhabditida; Rhabditidae. The record is from the annotation of a GenBank genome assembly.